This is a messenger RNA of Aspergillus sclerotioniger CBS 115572, 1194 nucleotides long. RefSeq lists its product as uncharacterized. NCBI's taxonomy places the organism in Eukaryota, Fungi, Ascomycota, Eurotiomycetes, Eurotiales, Aspergillaceae. The transcript is spliced from 2 exons. The record is from RefSeq and is a predicted model, not a curated record. The annotation marks the transcript as partial.
CUGGGUUGGUCACGCAGCGUGGUCUCGUGGUGGUAUCUCUACACCGAAGAGCGAGAGCUCGAUGCCAUGAUCCUCGAGAUCAACAAUUCAUACGAUGAGAAAAGAAACAUCUUCCUGAAAGUCAGUCGGGUCUCAGAACAGCCUCUGAAAACGUCUGGAUCUUCCCAGACGGUGGAUUAUCUUGAAAACACCUAUAAAGUCCGAACCCUCCCGUCUCUGCCCCAAUCCACCUUCUACAAAGGCACCUGGACCAAGACGAUCUUUGCGUCGGUCUUCGAAAAGGUAGAUGGUCUGGUCACGAACAGGUUCAUGGACCCGUUGCAGCCGACCUCCUGGAAACCAAAUGCUUCCUUCUCCAACAUGACAACCAUAGCAGAAUCUGGAGAAGUCAAAAUGGCCACUCGCAUGACCUGCUGCGGAUCGCCUAUUGACCCGACCCAGAUGAGCUCAUUCCAACUUUUCAAAUUCCUCCUCCAAUGGACUGUCCCAGGGAUGCUCACCACGGCGCACAUUAUUUUCCAGGCUCUCCGCAUCCACUACUCCGGCUUGAUGAAGAUGAAUGUCAAGACUCCGGUCCGGACGGGAAGUGUUGCGCGCCAUGCCACCAAGACGGAAAUAGACCUUGAGCCCUUCUUCCGCGCAUAUCUCACCGGCUGCGUUGAGAAACAUCCUCAUCCCGUCGAGGUCACAUACCUCCCAUGUCGAUCAUUUAGCAACGAGACUAUUCAUUUGCGAUCUCCCUCAUGCGAGAAAGACCAUUCAAGCAUCCGUCAUGUUUCCAUCGAGCCCGCCGAUCCAGCCUUCUACACCCGAAUCAUCAACUACACCAGCAUUGAAACAGCACUAGACACCGAACUCCAAUCAACCGGCCUUCACGCUGACCCCUCCUCGCAACGACUACUGGUCUCCGAUCAAGCUCUUCUUGCCUCAAUAUUAGGAUCUCCUUCAUCCCAGAAGACAGACACUAUCAAGAUUAGAAAUAGCCCACCUGCCUUUUCCUGGUAUCAGAAAAGCACCAUCUCACCCUUCAUGGACGACUUCGUUUCCACCUCUUCAGACCCCAGUUCGCGUGCAGUCUACUUCACGAUAGCGACCAAACAACGCUUAAUAGACCGUUUCGCCCUCGGGUCUGAAACUUUGCUCGGAAUAUAUACGUUUCUCGAAUCAUGUCUCCUCAGAUGGGUGGUCCUGGAA